Chenopodium quinoa (quinoa) is the source of this 735-nucleotide messenger RNA. Its product is annotated as large ribosomal RNA subunit accumulation protein YCED homolog 1, chloroplastic-like. The record is from RefSeq and is a predicted model, not a curated record. The annotation marks the transcript as partial. The transcript is spliced from 2 exons. NCBI's taxonomy places the organism in Eukaryota, Viridiplantae, Streptophyta, Magnoliopsida, Caryophyllales, Amaranthaceae.
UUAGAUGAUGAUGAAAAUGCAAUUGAGUUUGAUUGGGGUGAUGAGGAAGAUGAUGGAUCUCCAUGGGAAGGGGCCAUUGUCUAUAGGCGAAACCCUUCAAUAUCUCACAUGGAAUACUGCACUACUUUAGAAAGACUUGGUUUAGGCAAAAUUUCAUUGGAAUUGUCAAGGUCUACUGCAUCAUCAAUGGGAUUACGAGUGACUAAAGCUGUAAAGGAUUUUACGGAUGGAACACCUGUACUUAUUUCUGUUGAUGUUACCCAAAAAAAGCAUAUAUUAAGGCCUGAUGGCAUCAUAAGAACAGUUCUCUCCCUUGCUUGCAACAGGUGCGGUAGACCAGCUGCUGAAAGUGUAUUUUCCAACUUCUCUCUAUUGUUAACCGAGGAACCUGUGGAGGAGCCGAAGGUCAUAAACAUGGGAUUUAUGUUUGGUGAAGAUAAGUUGAAGAGUUCUGCUAGAACUGUUAAUGAGGAAGAAGAUGAUGAUGACGCAUUAAUUGAUCUGGAGGAUAGGCUUCAUUUUCCCCCCAAGAGAAAAGAAAUUGACGUUUCCAAGCAAAUUCGAGACCUGGUACAUCUAGAGAUCACCAUUAAUGCAGUAUGUGAUCCCAAAUGCAAAGGCUUGUGUCUAAAUUGUGGUACGAAUAUGAAUACCGGUGUCUGUGAUAGGCGUGUCGCGUACCUAACAAAAAUAAUCUAACAAGACCACUACUAUGUAGAUGGGCAAGUAAGAAUU